Messenger RNA from Pelagomonas calceolata, 1742 nucleotides. NCBI's taxonomy places the organism in Eukaryota, Pelagophyceae, Pelagomonadales, Pelagomonadaceae. The record is from the annotation of a GenBank genome assembly.
AUGUCCGCGCCCCGGACCCCCGGUGGCGAAAGAGACCAGCCUCCUCAACCUGUCAUGGCCGGCGCGUUGGCCGCCCAGCCGGCGCCGGCGCCCGCCGCCGCCGCCGACGCGGUCGAGCGGUAGAACGUCAUCCUAGCGCAUGUCAAGGACGUCGACAAGGAGGUCGCGCGCGAGCACGAGCAGGUCGCCGCCAAGGUCUCGACGACGGACGAAAACGGGUCCUGGAUCCUCGCGUCGGUCGUGCGCUACGACGCGACGUCGGACGCCUACGCCGUGCAGGACGAGGACGACCAGAAGAUCCUGGAGCUGCCGGCAUCGCGCAUCCGCCGCCUGGGCGUCCCCAACGGGCUGCAACCGGGCGAACGCGUCGUGGCCCUGUACCCCGACUCGACGACCUUCUACCAGGCGACGGUCGCCGAGGCGCCCCGCAGGCGCGACGUGGCGCUCGCCUUCGACGACGACGAAGACGACGACGAAGACGACGACACUGGGAGGAUACUGCUCCGAAGAGUCUCGCUGCGCCACGUGCUGCGCGAGCGGCCUACGGUCUCGCGCGGUGUCAUCAAAUGCCUUUGUGAUGCCGUCGAGGCAUCGUGUCGAUGGUCGUCAGUGGUGCCAUCGCACCAGCGGCACCGGGCCAGCAGCCCGUGGCCUUCCAAGACAUGGCGCAGCAGAACCGGCCCAGAAGCGGUUCCGUCGAUUUGGACGCGCCGCCGCCGCCCAAGCCCAAGAAGCGCACGAAGCGCAACAAAGUAGAGUACAACACGGGCGACCGGAUUCGAGUGGUCGAGCACGCCAAGUACCAGGGCCGAUUGGGCACGGUGGUCAAGAGGACCGUGGCCUGGGUCGAGGUCCACCUCGAUUCAUUACAACCGGGCGAGAAGGAGCUCACGGCGUCGUUCCGGAAGAAGGAUUUGGUGUUAUUGAAUGACGCCGGCGACGCGGCUUUAACGGAGGCGGCGUUACCUCCGCCGCCGCCGCCCGCGCCGGCGCCGGCGCCGAGCCCCGCCGCCGCCGACAAGGUGGACGACGACGACGACGAGGAGGCCGAGGCGGCGCCGGCGCCGGUGUCCACGCCGGGCGCGCCGAUCCGCGUGCGCACGGCCGGCGGCCGCGAGGCCAUUGUCUUAGAGAAGAUGCAGCGCGGCUGGUUUCGCGUCGAGCUUGAUCAGAAUGCGAACGACGAGGGCGGCGCGGGCGAGCGCAAGUCCAUGAGAAUGCCGCACGGCUUCGCGCCCGGCCAGGACCAUUUGCUGGACGCGGCGCCCCAGGCGGCGGUCGUCCCGAAGCCCAAGGGCUCGUCCUCCAAGGGCCGCAAGUCCGUGCAGCAAACGGUGCCGGGGCCCGUGCCCGUGGGCGCCGUCCAGGCCAUCACGGCGGGCGGCCGCGUCGCCACGAUUUUAGAAAGGAAGCAGCGCGGCUGGUUCGCGGUCGAGCUCGACGGCAGUGCGAACGACGAGGGCGGCGCGUUCGAGCGCAAGUCCAUGCGAAGGCCCAUGUUCGCGCCGGGCCAGGAUAGUGUCCUGGACAGCGCGCCCGACGCGAUGCCGUACGCGCCGCCGCACUACUACCACGCGCCGCCACCGCCUGGUGUGCCGGUCGCGCAACCCGCGGCGCUACCCGGCGCCGCUCAAGGCGCUCCGAACGCGAUGUCGCCCGCGGACAUGGCGGCGGCCUUCGCGCAGUUCCAGCAGUUCCAGCAGUUCCUGCAGAUGCGCGGCGCGUUACCGCCCCAGUCCUAG